Molecule: messenger RNA, 2949 nt
Organism: Rhopalosiphum padi (bird cherry-oat aphid)
Lineage: Eukaryota; Metazoa; Arthropoda; Insecta; Hemiptera; Aphididae
Exons: 7
Coding region: 381-2780 (799 amino acids)
Source: RefSeq, a predicted model, not a curated record
AGUAGGUCACUGAUUAUAAACAAUAAUUUAAUAUAAGAUGAAUAAAAUGUAAAUUCAGAAAAUAUAUAUAUUUGUUUGUCAAUUAAAACAUUUAGAUACUUUACCUUAUUACUUUUAAAUUUUCUCAUACAUAAUAACACUAAUACAUGGCCUACGAAAAUGCCAAAAAACCAACUAAUACGCGGGCAACGCCGUGACGGGACAGCUAGUGUAGAUAUAUAAUAAAAGAAUAUAUCAAAAAAUUUCCAAGUUAUGAUGAGUCCCAUUACUCCAGGAUAAAAAAUUUGAACAGAAAAUAUUUAUCUUAAAAUUUAUCUUUACUGGUGAAAACUAAUGAGAAAAGGGGGGAACACACGACUGUAAUACAUAACCACAAACCUAUGAGUUAUGGGUUUUUAGUUAAAGCGUCCGAAGAAGUUCCACUAGAGCUUAUCCAGCAAUUCAAUAUACCAACCGCGCCAGUUGUUUAUCGCGGUAGUGAUAGUCGGGAGGAUGUUGCCAGGCAUUUUCUCGAAAAUAUAGUUGAUGUAGGUCGUAAAAUUGAAGAAUUGCUAAAGACGAAUGUCCCUAUAGUUAUGAAUGACCGAGAUACGCGAAAACACAAUGAAAAUAAAAAUUGUAACUUUUGUAAACGCAGUUUCGACACAAACGAGAAAGUCCGCGACCAUUGUCAUCUUACUGGUAGAUUUAGACAAUCUUUAUGCUCUCGAUGUAAUUUAAAAUUAAAACAACCGAAAUUUGUCCCCUGUUUUUUCCACAAUUUAUCUAAUUAUGACGCCCACUUUAUUGUAACUGAAUUAGGCUAUGACGCUAAUAGUAUAAAAGUUAUUGCUAAUAGCGAAGAAAAAUGUAUUUCAUUUUCAAAAUAUAUCAGUAGGACGUUUACUAUACGAUUCGUAGACACAUGCAGGUUUAUGGCAUCAAAGUUGGAUACUCUAUCCAAAAACCUUUUAACUCGAGAUUUUUCGAAAUUCCGCGAGACAGCAAAAUUUUUUGAUGCCCGGGAUAUGCCACUAGUCACCCGUAAGGGUGUAUAUCCAUACGAGUAUACGGAUGGCUGGGAUAAGUUGGACGAGCCGAGUCUACCACCAAAAGAAGAAUUUUAUAGCACGCUCAAGGAGGAGGGUAUUAAGGAUGUACACUACGAACAUGCUAUGGAGGUAUGGAGGCACUUUGAAUGCAGAACGCUGGGCGAAUACAGCGAUUUGUAUUUCAAAAUUGACGUUUUGUUGCUCGCGGAUGUUUUUGAAAAUUUCCGCGAUCUAUGCAUGAAAACGUACAAUUUAGAUCCGGCAUUUUAUUAUACGGCCUCAGGAUUCAGCUUCGAUUCGAUGUUGAAAUAUACAUCGGUGAAAUUGGAACUGUUGACCGAUUAUGACAUGCUACUAUGUAUAGAAAAAGGUAUACGCGGUGGAUUGGUGCAGGCUAGCAUGCGGUAUGCUAAGGCUAAUAACCAUAAGGUGCCUGAUUAUGACGAAACUAAACCGAAAUCAUGGCUUGUCUAUCAAGACUGUAAUAACCUUUAUGGCUGGGCUAUGGCAGAAUGUAUGCCCUAUGGAGGUUUUAAGUGGGUUGAAGCCAAGCUCGAUGGUCUUAACGACUUGGACCACAACUCGCCGAUCGGACGGAUGUAUGAGGUUGAUGUAACGUAUCCAGCAGAACUGCAUGAUCAGCAUAAUGAUCUACCAUUUCUGCCUCAAAACGGAAUACCCGAUGGCUCGAAAGUAAAAAAACUGAUGGCGACCUUCGAGUCAAAAAAAAAUUAUGUCGUACAUUACCGUAAUCUCCAGCAAGCCAUUAAAAACGGGUUGAUAGUUGAAAAAGUGCAUAGGGGGUCCUACAAUUCAACCAAUCCCUGGCUUGCCGAAUUUAUAAAUUUAAACACCGAAAUGAGAAAAAAAGCUUUGAACGAUUUUGAGAAAGACUUCUUCAAGCUUAUGAAUAAUAGUAUUUUUGGUAAGACUAUGGAACAAGUUAGACGAAGGAUACUAAUGGAGCUUGUUUCAAACGAAGAUAGAGUGCAGAAACUUAUCAACUUGACCACAUUUAAAUAUGCGACACCAUACAACGAAAACCUGAGUGCUGUAACAAUGGAGAAAAAAAUUAUAAAAUUCGACAAACCUAUUUAUAUUGGCUUAGCAGUGUUGGAUAUAUCAAAGACAAAAAUGUACGACUAUCACUACAACGUGAUGAAGAGGCAUUAUGGUGAUCAAAUCGAGCUGAUGUACACUGACACCGAUUCACUGGUAUAUUAUAUCCACACUGAUGACUUUUACGAAGAUCUUGCAAGGAACGCCAAUCUACUCGACCGUAUGGAUACUUCUAAUUUACCACGAAACCAUCCGUGUUAUAUUGCUGAGAGGAAAAAGAUCCCGGGUCUAUUUUCAGAUGAGACUGACGGCCAUAUUAUGACGGAGUUUUGCGCACUCCGUGCUAAAUCCUACGCUUAUAAAAUCCAAGGAUUGGAUGAUAUGAAUGUGAAGGAGCAGAUCCGUGCAAAAGGCGUGAGGGGUCAUGUGGUUAAGAACCAUAUGACAUUUGAGGGUCAUCGGGCAUGUUUGUUUGAAGGUAUGGAGCCGGGUGUCAAUAAUAGACAGCUGAAUAUGUGUAUACGUUCAUUCAAACAUCAAUUGACGACUGUCCAGACCAAUAAAAUAAUAUACAACAAUUAUGAUGAUAAGAGGGUGAUACUAGAAGAUAAAAUCCAUACCCUAGCUCACGGUCAUUUUAGAAUAGAGGACGCAGAGUUGGCUGAAAUUAUGGUCGAAAACGAAUUUUAGGCCUUGUGUAAAAUUUUUAAAAUACUCUGUACAUAAAUAGUGUAAAAUGAAAACAAUUUCAUGACAUAUAAUUGUAUAUAUUUUAAUUUGUAAAUACUUUGACAUAAAUAGUUUAAAUUUUAUACCAGAUAUUUGUAUAUACUUUGUAUUAAAAUGUUUACCUUGUAAA